Exophiala aquamarina CBS 119918 is the source of this 666-nucleotide messenger RNA. RefSeq lists its product as uncharacterized. The record is from RefSeq and is a predicted model, not a curated record. The coding region runs from base 1 to 666 and encodes 221 amino acids. NCBI's taxonomy places the organism in Eukaryota, Fungi, Ascomycota, Eurotiomycetes, Chaetothyriales, Herpotrichiellaceae. The transcript has a single exon.
AUGACUCCUCAAACAGCCAUCGAGGAGUUCAAUUCCCUACUCUCGUCCUCCUCGGUUCUCUUCGUCGUUUGUAAGUUGCGCCUCUUCUCAUCCCUCCUCUUUCUCUACCGUUCCACUCUACUGCCCUUCUGCCCUCCCAACUCGAGCUCAAGCCUCCCAGUUUACCGCGGACACUGGUGUCCGUUCUGCCGAGCCUACCUGCGUACCCUCCAAGGCCUCUCCCCAUCCAUCGCCUCCCUCGGCGGCAAAACCCUAAUCGUCACCUCUGAACCUGCUUCUUUCCUCCCUGAAACGCUCACACUCACCCGCUACUCCGGCGACGCUAUCGUUGAUACACAAAACACGCUCGUGGAAUUCGUGAAAGAACGGUACGGGCUUGAGAUUGCGGUGACCGAGAGGAAGGGCUAUGAGAAUGGGAUGGCACAGCCGGGGAUUCUGGUCUUGCGCGGGGGCAAGGCAGGAGAUAUGACGGGGGUAGUGGGAGCGGUACUGGAAAAAUGGGCGAUUGUUCCGAGUGCGAUGAAUCUUGGAGGAGCGAGUGAUCGGCCUGAUUUGGAGCAAGUUUGGGAAAACGUGAGGGCGAAAAUCGACGGAAAAGCAGUGGUGCAUAAUGGGUAUAAAAGGAUGGGCUUAUUAGGGUUGCUCUGGGGAAAGGUUUGGGGUUGA